AGCUGAUUUCAUUCGCUUUCGCAAAAUGGCCACCUCGUCAUCAGCAUCGACGUCGUCAACGCAACCGACUGCUUCGACGUCUCGCAAGGGAGGUGUCUCUCACCUCCUGCGAGAAUGGCACACCGCUCCCAAGGGCGUCGAUGCUGCGUCGCCAUCUCCAGAUCGAGUGGCUCACCGAUGCAUCGAAAUAUCGUCGUGGACCAUCACAACCUCUAGAGGCGCCAUUGGCAACUCAGCAUACAUGGAUGGACUGGGUGAUCGACUCGGACUACCCCCGCCAGAGAUGGUCUUCCCCUCAAAUACGCUCGUCAUCUCUCACAAGCCAUCGGGCUUCGAGUACCGCUUUGCCGCAGACGAGGCAUUACGAUGCGUAGAUGGAGUCGCCGCCAAAGUGAGGCUAGAGGGCGUUGAUCUGAGCAAAGACUGGAGAGCGCAAGAUUCACAGCGUCGCGGUCACAAGACGCUGGGAGCAAAGCCGCAAACCAAGCGUGGCAUCAAAGUCGCCUACGCACAAGAGUGGGGAAAGAGUCGCAACGACCCAGCCAAUAAUCCAGCAAUGACAGCCACGACAGAUCCAGAUGCGCCUGCCCCAACAACUGCCUUUGGUGCGGCAGCCGCUACCCAGAUUGCAGAGGCUCGCGAUUACGAUUGGACCUUCUCGACGACGUGGGCGGGUUCACCUUCACCGUCAUCCUCAUCGUCCUCUUCGUUGCCUCCAUGGAAACCAGCCUCAGAUCCUGCCUUAGAUCGCAUCCCCGUCGAGAGACUAGGCCCUUCAAGCGGGGAGCCUAUCCUAUUCUACGACGACCUUGUGCUCUUUGAGGAUGAGUUGGGAGACAAUGGUACUAGCAUGUUGGGUGUCAAGGUACGCGUCAUGCCAUCUGGCUUCCUCAUCCUACAGCGCUUCUUCCUCCGCGUCGACGACGUCGUCUUUCGCCUCUUUGACACGCGCAUGUAUUGUGCCUUCAAUGAGCUCGGUGGAGAAGCCUCAGCGAUGCCCGCCACCGCAAUGCCUCAAGUGACACGACCAGGAGCAUCGUCGAAUGCAGUUCCCCCUCCCGCAGCAGCUCCUUGGGCAGCCACAUCAGCUCCGCGAUCAACGACUACGCCAGACAUGUCCUCUCUUCGUCUCGGUCAGCCGCGGGGAGCAGCCAAGGAACCAGCGACGACGAUGCAAUCUAUAUCAUCGUCCGCUACCCCGCCUGCGCAGCGGUUGAUCCGAGAAGUUAGCGGCUGCGAAGCUCCAUACAAGGAUGUGCGAGCUCGCCUCCCUCCCUACCGACCCAAUGACUUGUCUCUCCUGACCGACCCGGGCUGGGUCUCGCAGACUCUCGAGAGCCUCACGGCAAGGCAAUUUGCCGGCAGGUCUGGCCAGCAGCAGCAGCAGCAGCACCCUGCUCUCGCAGCUACGACUGCCGCGCAGAGCGUGCAGCCUGCCAAGGCGCCAGGAACGGUCGCUGGCGGCACCGACGCAGCUGCCGUCGUUGGUGAAUUGGGCGACGAAGAGGCGUGGGAAGGCAUUGGGCAGCGCGUCGAUGUCGUCGUCUUUAAUUGAAUAGCAUUGCUGUGCCCGUCUAGAAGCCCUGUUCCGUCAACCACCUCUCGCUGUCCCUCAACCCCUCCUCGUCAUCCUUGACUACUUUGACCCUGCCUCCCAGCUUCUUUGCGAGUGCGUCGACCGCCUCUGGCCCGGCGCCCUCGCUCGACGUGACGAUGACGAUGCCUG
Molecule: messenger RNA, 1726 nt
Organism: Jaminaea rosea
Lineage: Eukaryota; Fungi; Basidiomycota; Exobasidiomycetes; Microstromatales
Product: TIP41-domain-containing protein
Exons: 1
Coding region: 26-1555 (509 amino acids)
Biological process (GO): TOR signaling
Cellular component (GO): cytosol
Source: RefSeq, a predicted model, not a curated record